Musa acuminata subsp. malaccensis (wild Malaysian banana) is the source of this 2025-nucleotide messenger RNA. RefSeq names its product metal transporter Nramp2. Gene Ontology annotation, biological process: metal ion transport. The record is from RefSeq and is a predicted model, not a curated record. Gene Ontology annotation, molecular function: manganese ion transmembrane transporter activity; cadmium ion transmembrane transporter activity. Lineage: Eukaryota; Viridiplantae; Streptophyta; Magnoliopsida; Zingiberales; Musaceae. Gene Ontology annotation, cellular component: membrane.
CGUUCGGCUUCGAAACGACGGACAACGGAUACGUCUCUCGGGCAUCCGACAUGGCGUCUCACGGAAAGGAAGUCGCGGCGCCCCUCCUCUCCUCCUCCGGUGCUCGUGACUCCGACGAUGAGUCCGAGAGAGCGUACGAAUCCGACGAGAAGGUGGAGAUCUCCACAUCCGAUGACGAGUUCUCGCCGGCGGCCGGCGCCCUAGACGGACCCCCGCGGCCCUUCUCGUGGCGGAAGCUGUGGCGCUUCAUGGGCCCGGGCUUUCUGAUGUGCAUUGCAUUCCUGGAUCCUGGGAACCUCGAGGGCGAUCUCCAGGCGGGGGCCAUCGCGGGGUACUCCCUCCUCUGGCUCCUCCUCUGGGCGACCGCCAUGGGGCUCCUCAUCCAGCUGCUGUCGGCGAGGCUAGGGGUGGCAACUGGUCGGCACCUGGCAGAGCUCUGCCGAGAGGAGUACCCCCAGUGGGCGCGACUGGCGCUGUGGCUGAUGGCCGAGACCGCCUUGAUCGGUGCCGACAUCCAGGAGGUCAUCGGGAGCUCCAUCGCCAUCAAGACACUUAGUGGUGGGGCGAUUCCGCUCUGGGUAGGGGUAGUCAUCACUGCUUUGGAUUGCUUCAUCUUUUUGUUCCUUGAGAACUAUGGCGUGAGGAAACUGGAAGCUUUCUUUGGAUUUCUCAUUGCUACAAUGGCUGUUUCAUUCGCUGUAAUGUUUGGCCAAACCAAGCCCGAUGUGAUCGAGCUUCUAAUAGGUGUCGUAGUACCAAAACUAAGUUCAAGAACCAUACGGCAAGCCGUGGGAGUUGUGGGUUGUGUGAUCAUGCCGUAUAACGUUUUCUUGCAUUCUGCUCUUGUACAGUCGCGAAAAGUCGAUACUCGAAAGGAAAGUCGCAUUAGAGAAGCAAUCAACUACUAUUCCAUUGAAUGCACUCUUGCUCUCGUUCUUUCGUUCUUGAUCAAUGUUUGUGUAACCACAGUGUUUGCAAAGGGAUUUUAUGGCAGCGAGGUAGCAAGGAACAUAGGCCUAGAGAAUGCUGGUAACUUCUUGCAAGAGAAGUAUGGUGGCAAGAUCUUUCCUAUCCUAUACAUAUGGGGAAUUGGGUUAUUGGCAUCUGGGCAGAGCAGCACCAUAGCAGGCACUUAUGCUGGACAAUUUAUCAUGGGGGGGUUUCUGAAUCUUCGGUUGAAGAAGUGGGUUCGAGCACUGAUUACCAGAAGCUGUGCCAUUGUUCCCACCAUUGUAGUUGCUCUGUUCUUCGACACCGGGGAAGCUACCAUGGAUAUUUUGAAUGAGUGGCUUAAUGUGCUUCAAGCAAUUCAGAUACCAUUUGCACUAAUUCCACUCCUAACACUGGUUUCAAAGGAACAGGUUAUGGGAACCUUCAGGAUUGGCCGUGUUACUGAAGUUGUUACCUGGGUGGUAGUGGCAUUUCUGAUAAGCAUCAAUGGUUACCUUCUCCUCAAUUUCCUCUCUGCUGAAGUGAAUGGCUCCCUCAUGACUUCCAUUCUCUGUGCCGCCCUGGCGAUAUACGUGUCAUUUGUCAUCUACCUCAUCCUUCAGGGCAGUUCUUUGCAUUCUCGGCUUGCCUUGGCUGUCCGGAAAAGCUUCUCCACUGGCAAUUCAAUGGUGUAGGUUUUGCAACCAAGUCACAGGAAGCAACCUUCACCCAAGAGAAAAUGUCAUGAAGCUCUGAUGUCUUCUCUGAUACACGAAUCAGUAACUUCUCGUACUAAAACUAGACUCUGGACUGCAUAUAGUGUAGGUAUCUUUUAUUGAAUUUAUUCUCCUAUUUCUGAAGCAAAGAUUUGAAAUCUGUAGAUCUCUCUAAUUUGGUGGAAAGCUAUGCUUGAUUUGGUGCAGACAAAUACAUGUUGAUCAAGCAAACCACAAAUCAUUCAUGGCUUAGAUGUAAGCAUCAACAUCCACCAAAGAGAUUGUGCUUCUAUUCUUUGGUUAGAGCCAAUGGUGAUUAAUGUAUGAAUUGUAAUAAGAUUUGACAUAAGGAAUUCACACCUAUACGAGACUAUUUUGA